GCGUUGAAUGGACGCACUUGCUGGGGUCUCCUAUAUAAACCGGCCGCGGCCUUCAGAAACUUCCACACCAACGGUGAAGUUUCGUACUUCGAUACAAAGGAGACUUUUGGGUGUUGGUUAACAUGUCGGCAGAUUUCUCUACAGAGCGUCCUCUGUUCGGCGGCGCUAUAGUUAGCACAUUUCCUCUUAGAUUCCAGGAUGUGAGCAACGUUCGACAAGUUCCUGAUCAUCAGGAAGUGUUUGUGGAUCCAUCUCGGGAUGAAAGCUUGAUCUUUGAGCUUCUAGAUUUUAAGCAUGAUGUUGGUGACAAUGGAAGUGCUGUUUGGUUCCUUCAAGACCUUGCCACUGAGCAGGAUGCUGAGGGAAGCAUGGUGAUUGAGCAAUCUGGGGUGAUCGAGGCACCUGGACUGUGUUAUGGAAAUAUACCUACUGUAGCUACAACUGCCGUUGGCCAAAUGGCAAUUUCAAAGGGCCGGCAAGGAAGAGAAGCUCAAAAUAUUGUCAGGGUUUAUUUGGCAAAUCUACGUCUCAAGGGAGUUGGUACAGAUGUGCUAAUCUCUGCAUAUGAACCCAUUGUCAUAAAUCCUUUGAGCGAAAGUGCUAGCUCUGUCGGCUCUGGUUUGGCCACUCCUGCCUCACACUCAGGUUACAUUCCAAUGCCUGAGGUAUUCAAGCUUGCAGUCUCUAGCUUUAAAGUAUGUGACUGGAGCCUUUUCGGUGCGCCUGCCUAACCUAGGAGAUAGGAUCAGCGUUUGUUCAUUGUUAUUUCAUUAGUAUGUUAUGUUACAUUGGCAAUGUUCCCUGCUGCUCUCUUGAGUCGGAAAUUGUUUGUAGAGGUUGUAGAGCUGUUCGUUGUUGUUGGGUCUUGAUUUUCAAUCUACGGAAAAGUUGAAGAUAUGAAGUAAUAGCAUAUGUGAAUGGUAGAAGUGCCCUUUAAGGUGGACAAAAUAGAACAAGCAUUAGCUGUUUGUAGUAGGACCCCAUAUUUUUGAAUCAGUCAAUCACGUGGCAAACAAAAGGUUUGAAUAUUAAACCGUGACUGACUGGCCAUAUUAUGUAGUCUAGUUUGUGUUUUCACACAUGCAAUGGUGACCUUUUCUUGGGGGAAAAAAAAGAAAGAAAUUAUUGGUGGACGUUUUACAUCAAA
Molecule: messenger RNA, 1147 nt
Organism: Cucumis melo (muskmelon)
Lineage: Eukaryota; Viridiplantae; Streptophyta; Magnoliopsida; Cucurbitales; Cucurbitaceae
Exons: 8
Coding region: 123-731 (202 amino acids)
Biological process (GO): protein import into nucleus
Cellular component (GO): nucleus
Molecular function (GO): small GTPase binding; guanyl-nucleotide exchange factor activity
Source: RefSeq, a predicted model, not a curated record